ACCUCCAUGACUCCCAUCUCUGUAGCCCAUAAGGGCGCCAUGCACGGCAGACACCCUGGGGCAGAAGGGGCGGUACGAUCCUACCUACAAGUUCAGCACACAGAUAGCAACCAUCUGGUCAUCCUCCUUGAGUGGACCAGCUCGCGAGAAGCCACCGGGAUGGAGUGGGUCAUCUAUAGGCUGUUCUAGCUGAGAGGAAAAGUUUAAGCCCCCACACCACGCCAAGGCGGUUCCUUUUGCGAUGGCUGCUAGAUUUACUGCAGGCUUUAUCCCUUAUCAAUUCAGGGUUCUUGAAUGAUGAACAGCGGAAGUCGUCUUAGCUCUACAGCUGCUAGACAUGAUGGGUCUCACGGAACUACUGUGGUUCAUCGGCGAAAUACCAGUCAAAACCUGCCUUACAGAAAUCAGUCAUUUGGAAUGACACAUGAUUAUUAUAACCAUCAAAGUUUUGUCGGUCCAAGUACUAGUCAAAAUAGGUCAUAUAGAACUACCAUAGCAAGCUCUCGACUUCAGACUGACAGAGACCCAUAUAAUACCCAUUUUGCAAACACUGCUAAGAACCAAAGGGAUCAGUUUGAUGCACAAGACUGGUUCGGUCGAAAGAGAGUAGCUGAAGUCAAUGCUGCAUCCACUGAAGGGUGUAUUACAUUAGACCAUGAUCCCAUAGCAUUGUUUGGAGCCCAUUAUAUGCAGAGUGAUUGGUAUAGAGCAUUACAAUCUCGUCCUCACUCCAUGUAUUCAGAUUUAGCAAGGAAAUUAUUCACUGAUUUCAAACUUGUGCCAGAAACAGGGAAAAUAAUAAUUCCAACAAAAUACAAGACUAUAUUUGAUGAUCACGAUUCUCGGCCUUUCUUUCCAAGACAUCCAGGGGAUUCAAGUCAGACUGCAUUAUUUGAAAAUCGUGAGGAUGCUCAACAGUCUUCCAAAAUUCGCCAACCACAGCAAGGGUGUUCUAAUGGAGCCUUUGGGGAAAAUAGACCGAAAUUGCCUCCAAAAGAAGACCAGAGUUUGAACCCCAGUGUGCUUUUGGUCUCCAAAGAGACUGGGGAAGAUAGCCGACAAGAAAAUACCUUCGGGGAGGAGUUGAUCAAGACAGAAUCUUUCUUGCAAGAAGAAUUUGGUCUCCAAGUGAAAGAAGAGGUGCCAUGGUGGUGAAUGAAUACCUUUAUCAUUGUAACUGCGCCAGUAGUUACUGAUACUAUGUUUAGUUUUUAAACUUGUUUCACAUUUUGUAAUAUUACCAGUGCGCCCAUUUCUAUUCUUUCAUUAGUAAGAAAGUUUGCUUUAUUAUUUGAAGAGGGUUUUGCAAAGGAAGUACUAAUUGGGCGGCUUGGAAAUGUAACUAAGUUCUAUCCCAUAUUUACAAUUAGUUUGCAUCUUUAGUCAUUGCUGCACUGCAAAGCUCAUUAGAAUAUGUAAAUAUGACCUGAAAGUCCUUUUAUUUCGGAUUAGAAAUAAACGCGAAAUCAUUUAUUUGGUGUAGUUUCCAAGUUUGGAAAGAAGGGAGGAGCUGUGCAGUUUGACGUCUUAGGACUUGUAGCCCUGAGAAUUUCAGUCAAAGAUCCGCCAUGAUGGGUCACAAUCAAUGUUUUCGUUCUAAUUGUAAUUAACUUUAUGUAUAGCUAUUUCUUUGUUUCACAUUUUUAAAUAAUUUCCUGACCAGUUUCCUUCCCUUGCCUUUUUUGCAUAAUAAACAAGUUUUCUUUUAUUUUUCUUGCAAGUUUUGAGAAAGGAAUACCAAUUACGCAAUUUAGAAAUGCAAUAAUGAACUACUUUCUGCGCCAUACUUGUAGUUUGAUUUACAUCAGCAUUCAUUGUUUCACAUUCAUGUUCAUUGCAUUUAAAUAAGGCCUGCCAUAAUAGAGAAUAAUAAAAAAAACAUUUUCUUUGUAAUUCUGCUUGCGGUAAUAAAUUUAAUGUUCUCAUA
Penaeus chinensis is the source of this 1927-nucleotide messenger RNA. RefSeq lists its product as uncharacterized. The record is from RefSeq and is a predicted model, not a curated record. The transcript is spliced from 2 exons. NCBI's taxonomy places the organism in Eukaryota, Metazoa, Arthropoda, Malacostraca, Decapoda, Penaeidae. The coding region runs from base 295 to 1155 and encodes 286 amino acids.